UGCUCCUAAACUUUUCUUACGUAACACGAUUCGGCGGUCGCACGGCAGUCAGUAAGCCAGCGCUCCGGCCGAUGCUCACGUGGGGGGCGGGUGCUGCGCGCGGGAGUGUGCGCGCGCGACAGAGCCGUAGCCGGACCUGCCGCUGGUUUAGCCGAUCCAUUCAUUGCUCAGCGCUCCAGCAGGCGGUUGCGCGGCGCUGAAAAAGCAGCGAAAUCAAACAAGGAAGGAGGGGACGGCGAGAGAGAAGCGGACCCGAGCCGCCGUAAGUCGGAGUGAUGGAGUUCCCAGUGGAUAUCUUGGCCAUGCUGAGUCACGAGGAGCUCGAGCGAUGCGCAGAGGACUACAUGUCGGACCUUCUCCACAGCAACCCGGAUGAGGCGGAGUCCUUCGCCCUGUCCAACACCAGACAGGUUCCCAUCAGUGUGUCCAACGUGGGCACUGUCCCCAUGUACGGAGCUGACCUCACCCACAAGCUGCUGGCUCUGUUUGCGCCUGAAGACCCCUUCACAGCUGUAGCACUGUACCUGGCUGGGCAGUGGUGGGCUGUGGAAGAUGUCCUCAAAACAGCAGACUGCUCUCGAACGGGGCUCUUGAAGGUGAAGACACUUGGGGAGAGGGUAGUUCUCUAUGUUCUGAACCGCAUUAUGUACCGAGCAAAGGAAAUGAACAAAAAUGAAGUCCCCUUUCUUUGCCAUCAUCACAGUGAUUAUGCCAAAAUCCUCUGGAAAGAUGGUGAAGCUGUUGGCUUUUAUUCAGUCAAACCCAAAGGUAGCUUGUGCAGUAGCUUCUUGACGCAACGCUACAUGCUUCCCGUCAUGGACUCGAUAUUUGUCAGGAAGGCCCAUCGUGGCCAGGGGCACGGCCUGCAGAUUCUGGAGGACUUUGUGGACAGUUUCAAAGAGGACACUCUUGGUUUGAAGUUUCCCCUCUCACAUACCAUGUAUAAAGUAUGUGAACAGUACCUCAGAAAAUAUCCAGCAGACGAGGACUUGCUGUGGGAGGUUGAGGGUGUCGGAGGCCCAUUUCAGAGGUCUGAAAUAGCGAGCAAGAUCAAGUCAAUGUCUACAAGAGUGAAUCAUCAUGCUGCUGUUGAUGCAUCUUUGCAAGACACAGAUGAGAAUGAAACAUUAAUGGAUGAAGAAACAACAACUCCUAGAUCCAUGAUAAUCUCAGAGGAAGUCAUGGAAGACGUGGUUGUCCUCAAACAAGUCAAAGUGACAGAAGAUGUUGAAGCUUCAGUGCAUACAGUUAAUGAGCUCAGACGCAAAAGGCUGAGGGAAGACAGUGAAGACAAAGAAAUUAUUCCAGAGAAGAUUAACAGGGUGGUGGAUGUCAUUAAGGAGCCAGCACUGCAGGUGGAGGAAGAGCAACUGGUCCCAACUGAUGAGGAAGCCUUGGCAGUUGUAACUCCAGAGGUCCAUGCCCAGGAUGAAGCACAAGCUGUGGAGGUGGAGCUAGAACAGAAGGUGGAGCCAGAACAAGUUAAUGGGGAACUCAUCAGCAGCUUGGGGGAGGAGGAGCCUGUCAGCAAUGAGGUUUCGGGGGAUCUGUCUCCAAUAGAGGAGGAAGAGAAGGAAGGCCACAAGGAUGAAAACAUGGAGGAGGAGGCAACCCUGGAGGCUCUGGAGAGCAAGGAUGCUGUAGCUGCAGCUCCUGAAGAACCAGAUGAAGGCCUGACUGAAGAAUUGGAGGAGGCCUCUUCCAUUGUUGAGAAGGAGGUAUCUUCACCAAAAGAGGUGGUCCACUCAUCAAUAGAAGGGAUGUCUUUAUCAGGGGGGAAUGAAGGACCCUUGCAGAUGGAGAACAAAACCCCUUUGACAGCGGAGGACAAGGUCUCUUUGCAGAUAGAUAAAGACCCUGUAUCAGGGGAGGGUGAGGGUGAUGUUUCCUUGAUUACAAGACAAGAAGUUCCUUCACAAGCAGAGGUGUCAAGUGUGUCAGUAGAGGAAGGAGAAGAAAUGGUUAAAGAUGAGGAUGAGCCUGAACCAGAGGCACCUGCCCUGAAGGUACCAGAUGAGAAUGUGGCUGUGCCUUCAGAAAUAAUGCCUGUGGAAGAGGCUGUAAAUGAGGAAUUAACCUCUGGCUCAGAGCCUGUAGAGAUGGUAGAUGGUGCUGCAGAGCCUUGUUCCUCUGUAGAUAGUGCAGAGGAGGAGCAGAUGGUAACUGCUGUGGACAUUGAUCAGGACACCGUGCUGCUUGUGGGCUUGAAGGAGGUGUCCUAUCAGCAGUCAACUGUGAAUGAGAACAAUCAAGAGUCAAUAGAGGAGAUGAAACACAAAGGAGGAAAUGCAUCAGAAAAGGAAGAUGAAACCAAGAGUGAGAAUGAGAUAGAAGACAAUGUUGAGAUAAUGAAAGAGGACACAAAUAAGAAGGAACAGGAGGCAUCUGUCAUGGAACAGGAACCAGAAAGUCCUGAAAAAAGCUCAGAUGAGACAACUGAACCUCCUGUUGUAGAUAUGAGAGUUCUAAGGAGAAAGACUAAGCAAAUUCAACCAAAAUCCAAACGGAAAUCCAAGCGGAAGAAAGGGGUUUACUACAGUGAUGAGGCCAACCAAGCAGAAGCAUCCGAAGAGCCAGAUGAGGAUAAUGAGGAGGAAGCGUUGGAGCCAAAGGUGGAAACUGCUGAAGCGAAGACUGUGGAAGUAGAAGAGGAAAGGACAACAACCACUGAGGAGGAGGCAGAAGAGAGGAGCUCUGAUGAUGAGGAUGACCCUCCAGUUGUGGACAGAAGAGUUCUGAGGAGGAAAACAAAAAUAAUCCAUUCGACGCCCAGGAUUAAAGCUAAAAGACGCAGCAAAACCUAAAAGAGGAUUGUGGACGUUAGAGUCAGCAUUCCAGUAUAAGAUGUGGGUGAAGGGAGAGCUCAAUCUUUAUUUUUAGUACAUCUUUGGGGAAAGUUGAAACUUUUAUAUAGAAAAGAAUGGGGCGGGAACAAAGUUUUAGAUUUUGACAGUUUUCUAUAAUGGAUAUUUAGUGUUUAGCAUUGCUACUUAAAGGCAGUUUUAAAUGUUUAAAAAAAAAAAAAAAAACCAACUUAAUUCCUAAGUUCACUUUGCUCCUUGUUUUUGUAUAGGAAGCAAUGCUACUUUAUAGCUUACAGAAUUUUAUGGCAACUAUAGAACAUUUUACUAUAAAUGUACUGUCAGCAGAUACCUUGUGAAAUGUGGAUACACCAUCAAUGUUAUGAAGCACAAGAAGAAAAUCCCAGGAUUGUAUGAUCAUUGUGACAGUGAAUAAAAGUCUUAAGCCAUGA
This is a messenger RNA of Scleropages formosus (Asian bonytongue), 3253 nucleotides long. RefSeq names its product soluble lamin-associated protein of 75 kDa-like. Gene Ontology annotation, molecular function: acyltransferase activity, transferring groups other than amino-acyl groups. NCBI's taxonomy places the organism in Eukaryota, Metazoa, Chordata, Actinopteri, Osteoglossiformes, Osteoglossidae. Bases 276 to 2804 code for a protein of 842 amino acids. The record is from RefSeq and is a predicted model, not a curated record. The transcript has 13 exons.